AAUGUUCUCGUGUACAUGUUUUUUCCUCCCUCAUUUUAUAUAAUAAGCUACAAAGAACAUUCUCUUAUCUUUUUCCACUCUUAAUAAUAGCUUCUCAUUCUUCACUCUCAUUUUUGUGUGUGUUUGAAGCAUAAGGUUUUUGAUGUCUGUGCCAUUAGAACAAGGCUAUGGUGGUGGUGAGGUUCCUUCAAUGGAAGCCACUGAGAGGAACAUUGGAUUGAACCUCAAAGCUACUGAACUGAGGCUUGGGUUACCUGGCUCUGAGUCACCAGAGAGAGAAAAUGGUGGGUUGUCCAUGCUCAAGUGUUUGGUGUCUGGAGCUAAGAGGGGGUUCUCUGAUGCUAUUGAUGGAGGUUCUGGGCAAUGGGUUGUCUCUGGAAAUGGUGGAUCUGAAGUGGGGUUGUGUAAAGAUGGAAACUUGUUUUCUCCUAAAGGGAAAAAUGGUGUUGGUGUUGAAUGCAAUAACCAACAGAAUCUUUUUUCUGCAACAGUUGUUAAAGAAACUGUUCCUCACUCUCCUAAGACCUUGCAUGAGAAUAAUAAACCACAGAUUUCUCCUCCUUCUGCUAAGGCGCAGGUUGUAGGAUGGCCACCAAUCCGAUCUUUCAGGAAGAACUCAAUGGUUACUCCGCCUCAAAAGAACGAUGCUGAUGCAGAAGCCAAAUCUGAAUGUCUCUAUGUAAAAGUUAGCAUGGAAGGUGCACCCUACUUGCGGAAAGUGGAUCUGAAUGGUUUUAGCUCUUACAGGGAACUUUCUUCCGCACUCGAAAAGAUGUUCAGUUGUUUUACAAUCAGUCAAUGCGGCUCAUACGGGGUUUCUAGUCAAGAAAAAACUUUAAGCGAGAGUAGAUUGGUGGAUCUUCUUCAUGGUUCAGAAUAUGUGCUAACCUAUGAAGACAAGGACGGUGACUGGAUGCUAGUCGGUGAUGUUCCGUGGGAGAUGUUCACCGAGUCUUGCAAGAGGCUGAGGAUAAUGAAGAGUUCCGAAGCAAUCGGGCUAGCACCUCGAGCCAUGGAAAAGUGCAAAAGUCGGAACUAGCGCGAUAGCGAUACAAUGUGUGAGUUGUAUACUGAUCCGUAAAGAUCGAAGAUCGCAUUUAUUCUUGUUUGCUUAUGUAUGUAUAAUCCUAAUCCUAUUCUAUAUACAAGAAUGGAGUCGCAAACUCCUAAACUUUAUAGUAGGCCAAAUAUAUUGAUGACAAUGUAUUAGGCAUUUUGGUGUAGACGUUUCUCAAGGUAUCUUAGGUUUGUCAUUAGUAUAUAAAUUUUGUAUUUCUCUGUUAACUUGUUCGCAUUCUCUCUUCAAGUUAAUGUAAGUGAGGUUUUUGUUUGUUAUAGAAAGGUAAGAAACAAAGAACAGCAUGCUUUCUUUUCUUAUAUUUUGGACGUGUGAUCAAUUAUCAAUUGUUUUGGUACA
Messenger RNA from Lathyrus oleraceus (garden pea), 1417 nucleotides. RefSeq names its product auxin-responsive protein IAA27. The transcript has 5 exons. Gene Ontology annotation, biological process: regulation of DNA-templated transcription. Bases 143 to 1039 code for a protein of 298 amino acids. The record is from RefSeq and is a predicted model, not a curated record. NCBI's taxonomy places the organism in Eukaryota, Viridiplantae, Streptophyta, Magnoliopsida, Fabales, Fabaceae. Gene Ontology annotation, cellular component: nucleus.